AUGAGGGUGGAUGCUACAUUUCCUCUACUCAAAGAUGUUGUUGCUAUGACUGAUAUUGUUGUUGAGACAUGCACUGGGGUUAACAUGGAAGUCAUGGGUGGUGGGUUCCCAAAGAAAGAUGACAUGGAGAGGAAAGAUGUGAUGUCAAAAAAUAUAUCAAUUUACAAGUCUCGGGUUUCUGCCCUUGAAAAGCAUGCAACUGCAAGCUGCAAGGUUUUGGUUUUUGCCAACCCACAAGACGUGCUUUCAGCACCCAUUUCUUCUGCUGCAUACUCAUGCAAUAGUCAACUGGUUCUUGCCACACUUACUGCUACUAUGGUGCACGUUUUGCUAUUCAGUGGAUGUGAUUUAUGGGAGCAAAGUAAAAGUGUCUUUGGAGGGAGUAAAAAGGAAGAUAUACAUACCAAGCUUAUGAAGAAGUACAAAUCAGCUCCUACGUGGUGGUUUAUUGUCAUCCUUGCGUUGAACAUUGUUCUUUAA
This is a messenger RNA of Juglans regia (Persian walnut), 480 nucleotides long. RefSeq names its product malate dehydrogenase, cytoplasmic-like. The transcript has a single exon. Gene Ontology annotation, biological process: tricarboxylic acid cycle; malate metabolic process; oxaloacetate metabolic process. Gene Ontology annotation, molecular function: L-malate dehydrogenase (NAD+) activity; oligopeptide transmembrane transporter activity. Lineage: Eukaryota; Viridiplantae; Streptophyta; Magnoliopsida; Fagales; Juglandaceae. The record is from RefSeq and is a predicted model, not a curated record. Bases 1 to 480 code for a protein of 159 amino acids.